AUGAGGCUAGACCUCGCAGUCGUCGCGCUGACGCUGUGCGUGCCCACGUGGGCUGUGGCCGUCGAUACUGGGCUUCACGGAUCAGACGUUGCUUUCCUUGCCCCCAAAGCUGAGCGCGACAACUCCCAGUCAGAUGAGAAGCUGUGGAAGCGCAAGGGCGGCGGAGGAGGUGGCGGUCGCGGAGGAGGUACAUCAGGUGGGUCUCGCUCAGGCGGCAGUAAAUCCGGGGGUUCUUCUGGUGGUUCUUCUGGUGGUUCCUCUGGGGGCUCUAGCACAGGCGGUUCCAGCUCCGGUUCCGGGUCCGGCUCAAGCUCACGAAAUGGUGGUUCAGGUUCCGGAGGCUCGAGAGGAGGCACUGGUGGCGGCAGUUCUAGUUCGAGAGGUCGUGCCGGCGACAACGCCGGCGGAAGUACGAGGUCGGGCAGUGGGCCACCGCCGGCUUACGGUGGUGGCAGAUAUUAUGGAGGUGGAGCGGCAGUCCCCUACAGGGCGGGUGCGGCGAGAGGCAGCAUUUUGCCCUUCGUCUUGGUAGGCGGUGCUCUGGCCUUCUGGCCGGGUCUCUGGCUUGCCGGCGCAUACAUGUAUCCUUACAGCCACCCUUACCGCUACUACAACGAGACCGCGCGCGAGAAUCAGACGAAAGCCGUUCUGUGCGGUUGCGCCGAAGACCUGCCCUGCGGUUGCGAAGAAAACAACGCCACCGAUUACAUGAACUCGUUGCUCGGCAACGGAAGCUACGACGGCCUGAACAAGUCCGUUGUUAACAUCGGCGAGGUCAACGGCACCGAGACUAUCCUAAUCAAUGGCACCCUGCCCAGCGGCACGACCGCGUCCGGCGGCACCGACGAGGUUGGUUCCGCCGCCUUCCGGACCGCUGUGGAGACGCUUGGUUUCUGGCCUGUUGCUGCGGUUGUGCUGGCGACCGUGUUCGCUGCGUAA
Molecule: messenger RNA, 939 nt
Organism: Colletotrichum graminicola M1.001
Lineage: Eukaryota; Fungi; Ascomycota; Sordariomycetes; Glomerellales; Glomerellaceae
Exons: 2
Coding region: 1-939 (312 amino acids)
Source: RefSeq, a predicted model, not a curated record